AAGCUCCGUGAGCUAAUUAAGCCUUUUAUUCAUGUCUUAGUCGGGGGUGGGUCUUCAACUUUUUUGUGGUAUGAUAAUUGGCAUCCUCAUGGCCCUCUCUUAGACGUUUGGGGUAAUGAGGUAGUGUUGGCUUCUGGUCUCCACUUAAAUACUAAACUUUCCUCUAUGAUUAUGGCCUCGGAGUGGUGUUGGCCAUUUACUACUAACCCGGCUUUCCGUUCCAUUCAAUCAGAUUCCCAAAGUAUUGUGCCUUCUUCUCAAAGUUUGGAUUCCUCACUUUGGGCCCCUAGCAACACUGGUAUUUUCUCUUUGGCUUCUAUAUGGAACUGUAUUCUUUCUGUGGCUCCGAAAAUUCCUUGGGAUCAUUUGGUGUGGCAUAAUGCUUCUAUUCCGCGUGCGAGUUUUGUGUUGUGGUUAGCCAUAAAAAAUAAGCUAACUACGCUUGAUCGUAUUGGUCAGUUUUCCUCUCGUGCCAACCUCAACUGUGUGCUUUGCGACUCUGACUUGGAAUCUCAUUCCCACCUCUUCUUUGAUUGUCCCUUUACUGAAGGUCUAUGGCAACAUGUGUUGAUGAGGUGUGGGGUUCCUUGGCUUCAUCCUCCAUGGCCUUCUUUUGUGGACUCUGUGGCAACCCAUUGGCGGGGGAAAUCCCUUCCCGUGGUGGUUAAAAAGCUCUCUCUUGCAGUCACUGUCUAUUGCAUUUGGUGUGAACGGAAUAACCGCAUGUUCAACAAUUGUAGGAAAACCUCUGCUGCUCUUCUUCAGUCAAUCACUAAUAUGAUCUGGUGUCGGCUGUGUACCUUACAUGUUAAGCCCUCAACCAUUAACAUGAUGAUCCUCUAUAAUUGGAAUGUUGCUGCUCAUUAGGUUCUAGGC
Messenger RNA from Malus domestica (apple), 876 nucleotides. The record is from RefSeq and is a predicted model, not a curated record. Lineage: Eukaryota; Viridiplantae; Streptophyta; Magnoliopsida; Rosales; Rosaceae.